CUGACCCUCCCGCGAAGCGAGCGAUCAUGCCGGCUGGUGGCCGUUCAGCCAUUUGCAUGGCGCGCAUCACACCCGGCGCUCCCGCCCCGCGCACACACUCCCGAACUCGGGCAGUGCCGCGCGCGCAGGCAGCUCCAGCCGGGCGCAGCCGUGCAGAUCCCCGCUGUGUGCACACGGGGACUGAGCGGCAGCGGCACCUAACCCACCGGCGCUGCCACAGAGCCGCUCCCCGCCCUGCCGGCGGCUAGCUCCAGAGCAAAGGAACCGCAGCAGAGAGCGGGCUGCCGUAUAUAUUCCCCAGGCAUUUGCAAAUUCGAUCCCCGCCCCCCGCAGCCGUGGCCGGAGCAGGACACCGCAGGGAGGGCGAAGGGAUGCCUCCUGGCACGGCCUGGCACUCGGCUGGCCCGCGGCGUUGUCUGGCUCACUAAAGCGAGGAGAGGUGGAGGUGCGGUUGGGACUGACUCGCGCAGGGCCUCAGGAAGCGCCUUAUCCCGCCGCUCAGGGCUGAAACUGAUCAGAUCCGCUGCGGCAGCUGGGGCCGGAUCCAGGCAGGGCCCCCCCAAGGCACUGGACACGCGGAACCAACCCUCCCGAAGAGCUGAGGCGCUAACGUGACACUGUCCCCGCUGCCCAGAGGAACAAGAAAUGCAUUGGAUCCCGUAAGAAACAGUGAACUGAAGAAACCUUCUUGAAUCUCAAGGAGCCUAUAAUUUCCAAGGAAAUCUUGACUGGUUUAAAAACUGUUCAGAACUGCAGUUGGUUUCUGCCUUUAAAAUAGUUGCUUAAGAUGAAUAAAUUAUGGACCUAACUAUAUUUAAGACUCUAAUCUUAAAGGAUCACAUUUCCUCAACACAUCUAUUGAACAAACAAUACAAAAGGAUGCCACCCAGCACAACAGCGUCACGGGUUGGGGCAAUAAUUGCAGAAUGUAAUCACAUGUCAGCAUGUUUAGUUGACCCUGUUGCUGCAAUUUUCAGAGCAGAAAGUCCAAGGAAAAUGUUUAGCUCCUCUUUGAGCUGAAAUAAAACCGUGCAAUUAGUCAGACUGAUCUUCGGAGAUGCAUGUAGGCUGAUAUGAACAUCCAGGUAAAUUAAAACUGUUAAAACUGAAUGAUCUCUGACUUGUGAAAGAACACGUGUCACUUACUCUGAAGAAAAAAAUAGGAAAAAGGCUCAUAGAAAAUUAAAUUGCGCCAGGAAAAAAAAAUCAAACUCCCCCAAGGUACAGGAAGUGAGAUUCUUUAUUACUAUACAUUGAUCUGUCAAUGCCACUUAAGGAAAGUCUGAGCAAUCAAGGUGUAGCAAACACAGUAUUGUUACAGAUAUCUAUACAAUGUUGAAAUUAGUCAAGUUCAAAAGUUCAGCAGUGACUGGCUGCAGGGACAGCUGCCACCACACCCCUUUCUGCUGUCAGCAUGUGAGAGGAGUCCAGGCUUGGAAACAAGGCUGAAAUUGACCAUGUGCCAAGAAGGAGAGUUGAGCAAGAAAAACCCACAGUAACGUUCAACCUUAAACCACAAAGGAAAAAAAGGAAAAAGUGACGGGGGGAGAAGAGGAAGGCGAAGGGGUGGCUAACUGUGCUGCUGAGCUGAGAGAGAGAGUGUGUGUGUGUGGGGGUGGGACGGACAUUAGCCAGGUCCAGCCUCUGCUAGAGCCAUGGAAAACUCAGUCCUAUCCUGUGUCCUUUAUCCAGGUGAUGGGAAUAUCAGUGAGGCAAAGACCUGUCCCAAAAGGCUCUGUGGAGAAGCGGAGCAGCAGCUAGGGCCCCCGGCAAAAGCUCUGGGGGAAGCAGAGCGCAGCAACGGCAGCCAGCAGCAGCCUGGCUCCAUGGAAGGGAGCGCAUCAGCAGGGGAAGAGGAGAGUGGGGGUGGGGAAAGCGCCACGCUCCCUUUGCAAGCCCCCUGCGGUUUCAGCUCCUCCUUGUGCUUCAGCUCGCCUGGGGCGGGGGACAAAGCCCCGCAGCAGGAUCCCGGAGCAGCCUCCUCCUGCAGCAGGGUGGUGAAGAGCCAGUGGGAGAUUAACAACACGGCGUCCGAGGAGGAGGGGGAGGCGGGAGGAACUGACAUUGCCCCGCUGCCGCCUGGCACUUACUGUCCCCAGGCUGGAGCGCAGCCCAGCAGCCCGCAGCAGCCGGUCUCGGAGGAGCCGGACCUGGUGAUCGAAGUGUCCGGCCGGCGGAUCCGAGCCCACAAGUCGGUGCUGGCGGCCAAAAGCGACUAUUUCCGCGCACGCUCGUCCCGGGACAUCCUGCGGGUGAAGGGGGUUAGCUACGGGGCACUGCGCCUGCUCAUUGACUACGUCUACACGGCCCGCAUGGGCGAGGUGCGCCAUGACAACCUGGCUGAGGUGGUGAGUGGCGCCCGCGUGCUGCAGAUGCCUUGCGCCCUGCACUGCGCAGCUGAGGCCAUGCGGGCCCAGCUGCGCCUCGACAACUGCUACCAACUGCUGUGCCUGGCCAAGAAGCAGCGGCUGGCGGAGCUGCGGGAGGCCACCUACCGCUUCAUGAGCGACCACUACCUGCAGGUGCUGCGGGAGCCCGCCGUCUACGGGCGCCUGAGUGGCGCGGAGCGGGACCUUAUCCUGCAGCGCCGCCUGGAGGCCGGCAAGCGGUGCCUGUUGGUGGCCGAGGUCAGCGAUGCCUUCGAGAGGCUGAGCGCGGGCAGCAGGCCGCAGAGCCGGGAGAGCAGCCGGCCACAGAGCCCCUCCUCCGUGGUGUCGCUGGAGGAGAGCAGCUACCUGAUCUACUGCUACCAGGAGGCGGCCAAGGAGUGGAGGGUGCUGACCCGCCUGCCUGAGGAGGCCAACGCCAAGGGCUGUGCCAUGUGCGUCCUCUACAACUACCUCUUCUUGGCUGGGGGCAUCGCGGCGGCACCGGGCGAGCAGCGAGCCCGCCUCUCCGACAAGGUCUUCUGCUACAACCCACUCACCGACACGUGGAGCCAGGUGCGGCCGCUGGGCCAGCCCCGCUCACAGCUCAAGCUGCUGGCCUUGGAUGGCUACCUCUACGCUGUGGGGGGCGAAUGCCUCUUCACCGUGGAGAGGUAUGACCCCCGGGCCGACCGCUGGAGCCCGGUGGCACCACUGCCCAAGGGUGCCUUCGCCGUGGCGCAUGAAGCCACCACCUGCAACGGGGAGAUCUACGUGUCGGGCGGCUCCCUCUUCUACCGCCUGCUCAAGUACGACCCCCGGCGGGAUGAGUGGCAGGAGUGCCCCUACAACAGUAGCCGCCGCCGCUCCGCUGACAUGGUGGCCUUCAAGAGCUUCAUCUACCGCUUCGACCUGAGCGGGAGCCGCGGCGAGCAGGGCCAGGCCGGCGGGGUCGAGGUCUUCCGCUACAACACCGUGGCCAAGCGCUGGAGCCAGUGCGCCUCCCUGAGGCCCAGCAGCGGCCCCCUGCAGCCCUUCCGCUGCGCCGCCCUGGGCAGCACCAUCUACUGUGUCAACCGGGCCGGCACCCUACGCUUUAACCUGGCCCAGAACGGUGAGGUGGAGGCUGAUGGGGGGCUGCCAGGCAGCUUCGAUGCGGAGCUGCUCAAGGCCCCCUUCGAGGCCAAAGGUGUCCUCCUGCCCUUCGUGCUCACCCUGCCGGAGAAGCCAGACAAAGCUGGGGAGCCAGAGAGCCCCCUGGUGCUCUGAGUGGGCCUGGCGUGAGGGCAGCCAGAUCAACUGCGGGAAGGGGCUGCGAUUGGUUUCUGCAUUGCGCCACCAUCAGCUGGUCUGGGGCCCUUCCACCACUGCAUGGCAAACAUCUAGCCAGGGGCCUACUCCAGCUGGCAGGAUUAGAGGGAGCUGGGCCUGCCCCUAGCUCAGCGGCCUGCCCGACAGCCACAGCCCCUGACUAGGGGCAUCUUCAGAAGGUAUGCAUGAAUUAGAGGGCUGGGGUGAUCUAGGGCUGCUGCUGGUUAUAACCACUCUAAUCUUUACUUUGCUUCAUGCGGGAAGAAUUCACUCCUUGGCGCUGGUGAGCAGUCAAGCAAAUUAAAGAAAAGCUGCUAAAAUAGGAUAAUCUUUGGGAUAAUGUGGGCCAGUUCCCAAUCUGGAGAAGACCUUUCCUCCUGGAGUUAUAUAAAUCCCUGAAAACAGAAGCUUAUAAUGGAAUAUUUAAUAUUAGUGUUGCUCUUGUAUAUAUACACAAGAGGGUCUGCUUCUUCUGCCAUUCAUUUUCUUUUCUCUUUUGGAUAUCAGUUGUGAAUACUGCUGGCUACAUAAAGGAAUUCAGUUUACUUUAAACUCAACAGUGCAUAUGUUAGAAAAGUGUAAGGAGAUCAUCUGAAUUGCAUCCUUUCAUUUUUGGUUCAAUAGAUUCUUUAAGGAAGACAUGGCACUGUAGCCCCAAGGAUCUGCAACCACAACGAAUGAUUUAACAGAGACCAGAUUUAAAGUUUUUAAGCAACACAAAUGCCUGCCACAUGUUCAUAUUUGGAAUACAGGGGAAAAGUCAAUUUACCAUAGCACAGCAGAAUUGUGGCUGAAAGAAGUGACAAUUUCUGUAAAAGACAAUGCUUUACUUUUUUAUCAGAAGUUUUAAAUUCUAGUAAACAGGAAGCAAAGCUGUUCAGUUCAUGGCAGAUUGACAUGACUGUGGAUGCCACUGAGUUUUGGGGGAAACAUUUUGUAUUUCACUGCUCUUUAAUUAACUGCAAAUCAAUGAAAAUGAACCUAAACCAAAUGUGAAUUCUUUAAAACUGAUUGCAUUCAGUUUAUAUAUUACAUUUUAUGUCCAGUAGCCUGUGGUAAGAGACUAUUCCAGCAUAGAACAAGGCUAUCACAGGAGAACAAGAAAAACAAGAGUUUGCUACACAGGCUGAUUAUAUGUAUGUACUAGCAUAAUGUUGAGAUUUCCCUAUCUUUUAAUUGAGAGACUGAUUUAUUUAUUUGAGGUAAAUGAGUGUUGUAAUUAAUAAUUCACUUGUCAAUUAUAGUUCAUACUGAUACCAUAUACUUUUGUUUGGAUUCUGAAUCUUUUGAGAAUAAUUGUUUAUGGAGCAGCAUUUAGGGGGGAGAAAAAUGAUAUAAUGGGAAGUUGAAGCAUACUUUUUAUCAUGUUAUUCAGAAAAAAAAUUGUAGACCUUCUGGACAGGCAUGCUGUAUUAAAAAGCGCACUUGCAUUUAUUUUAUACAUUUUAUAUGUAGACAUCCAAUAGAAGGAUACAGCAAAUCUGUUUAGCUUUACAGUAAUUAAUGAGAAACCAUUUUCUUAAAAUAGACCCAGUGUUUUUGCUGUUGUUAAUUCAGCCUGGAAUUGUCACUUGAUUAUGGAAAAGAAUUGUUUAUGAGUAUUCAGUAUUCUAGAAAGACAUAGCAACUUCACAUCAAAGAACUGCAGUAGAAGAAUCCUUAUGUUUUAUUAAAAUAUCUUAUUUUAGCAGGGUACUAACAGUAGAAUUCUUAUAUCUCAUUGCUAGUUCUAAAGAAAGGCAGCAGAUUCUACCAUGAGACAUCAUUUUGACAGAUAGAAGACACAGAGUUUAUCUUUAUGGUUUAUUUGAUGUUUUAUACAGUUGAUCUGAUUAGAAUACUAUUUAGAAACCAGUGGUGCAAUCAUGAAGCCUUUAGUCAAAUUAUCUCCCCAAUGAAGUCACUGUAAGUGUUGCCUGAACAAGGACUUUAUGACUGGACUAUAUACAUGUUAGCCUAGUCAGCAUGCUAGUUGGUUGAAUGGGAUUUAACACUGCAGUCAGAAUUUAUGUUGUGCAUACAAGUGAAAGUUAGAUAUUGAUCUUUUACUUGCCGAUACACUUAACAGAUUAGUUAAUUCCUCAGCUGGACAAAUACAAUUUUGCAUUUUUCUCCUAAUUAUAUUAUUGCCUUCUAAGUAUAAGAAGAGUUGUGAGGCUAAAGAAAAAAUGAUUUGUGUGCAUUAGAAUUAUUUUUCAUAUAAUUGUAGCACAGGUAACGCUUACAGUUCAGAAACUGCAAACACUUCUGCACAUGCUUAAAGCUAAGCAGUGUGCAAGUAUUGCUGGAUCAGAGCCUAAACCAAUAUAAGGACCAGAUGCACAUAUUGAAAUGUCAGUUUUAUCUCAUAGUACAAUUAUACAAUUGUUUAUGUAUUUGAAUACCUUAUCUAGUACAGUAUUUAUACUACAUUUCUAGUGAGGAAGCUAAUCAGGUUUGUAAUUUUUUUUCCCUUUGAAUUUUAAUUUGGUGGUAUUUUAUGAAAAUGCUGCCUGAUUAGUUUUGGGAAAUCACUGUGACCUUAAAUUUAUAAAGAUAUUCCACAAACAUCUAGCAAAGAUUUGAAAUGUACCUUUAUGAUAAUUAAGAUAUUUGUUGCUGUCUAUAACUAGAAAACAUAUUUGCAAAUACACUUUACAACAAAGCCAACCAAAAAUAAAUAAACAAGAUUAAAUCAAAAGUGCUACAAACACCAUGAAGACAUUUUCACUAUUUCAUUCAGACUAGGAAUGAUAGUAUUGGGCCAAAAUGUGCUCUCACUAUUUACCCUGUGAAAAACAAUCUGGUUUUAAUUAGUAGUCAGUCAAAUAGAAUUUUCUUUAUACCCUAGUUGCAUAAUCACAGCCAGAUGAUUGAUUUUUCUGGUAACGUAAAGACAUUUCUAGCUGGUUUCCUAUUUUCUACCCCAUGUUUUCUAAGUAGGUCUCCUGUGACUUUUUCCCCAUUAUAUCUUCAGUACUAAAUUAAGUUAUGAAUGUACCAAGUGAAAUGAAGAUGCAAGCCUUACUAGCAAAGUUAGCAACAGACGGAGAGCCAAGCAAUGACAUGAGAAAGAACCUUAAUUCCUGCAACACUGUUUAUAAAACUCCUGUUUAAACCUUGAAACCAAUUCAAAGGAAUAAUUGUCAAAAGAAUAUCCCUAUUUGCUCAACACAAGAAUUGCUAAACAAUAUGGGAAUGAUGGUAAUCAUAGCUGUUUAAUGAAUAAAACUGUUGUGCAGUAGCUAAUGUGAAUUCCAUGCACAAUGAAAUCCCUUGUAAAUAGCUGAUAGAAUUUCAACUGCUAAAAGAAUAAAUUAUUCACACAAAAGCUGUACCUCUCCUAUGCUGUUUGGUUAGGUAUCAAAAUGAUUGCUCUCAGUACCUUUGGUUAUCUAUUGUUCAUGAGUAGCUUAUUGCUUUUCAUGCUUUAACAGCAUUGAUUCCAGUGACUGCUCUGCAGAUUCUUUCCAUUUUGCAAGCACAGAGCUUAAACUCGGCAUUGGGUUGAUUUGCUUUGUGUCUCUAUAGUGACACCUAGCAUUUGUUACUUGAACAAACACCAGAAGUUCUAUAGUGAGUUACUUUUUUCUUAGUUUGAGUUUUUCUCAAUGACGUUGAUUUUGGUACAGUUAUAAAAGCAUAAGAAAAGAGGAGAAACUCUUACUUAUAUCAUAGCCUAAUGGUACCAUUAAAGUAACUGUAGUGAGUCAUUUAAUGAAUCUGUCUGUAAGGGAUAAUAUCCUGCCUUUGUUCUGUGCACUGAACUCGCAGUGGAUUGAAAGGCCUUUUAUGUGUGGUGUGAUAGCAGAAUGUAGACCUAAGUAAUUUCUAAGAAAAGUUCCUUUUAAUCUAAGGCUGGGCAGAUCCUGCUGGAGGGUGGUGAAGCACUGGAAUGGGUUACCUAGGGAGGUGGUGGAAUCUCCAUCCUUAGAGGUUUUUAAGGUCAGGCUUGACAAAGCCCUGGCUGGGAUGAUUUAGUUUGGGAUUGGUCCUGCUUUGAGCAGGGGGUUGGACUAGAUGACCUCCUGAGGUCCCUUCCAACUCUGAUAUUCUAUGAUUCUGUGAAUACCCAAAGGUAGGAGACUAGGGUAGUAUGUACACCUAGAGGGCCAGAUUCUGCUCUCAGUUAAAUCAGUGUAAAUAUGGAAUAAUUCCACUAAUUUACACCAGUACAACUGAUAACAGCAUUUGGCCCACAAACUCUUUGAGUCAAAUUCUGCUCUCAGAAAUGUCCAAUCCCACUGAUGUCACACCAUUCAUUUUGGCCUAAGAAAAGUAUUGUAGUAGGAGCCGCUGGAGUAAAUUUACCAGAAUUAGGAAUCAGUAUUCUAUUUUGUAUUUUAGAGGCUCGCUCAGUUUCACAAGUUACCAGCAUUUAUCCAGCAGAUAGGAGAAAAUGUGAAUUUGUCUCCUGCUCUAUUUAUUUAUUUUUAACUACCAUAUAUUUAGCCAAAGCAAACAAAAUAAUGGUUGAGGGAGGAUAAUGGGGGAGCCAAAAGUAGUAUUUUAGCCAGUGUGGAAUACAUGGCCAGUUGUCUUAAAAUAUUUUAGUAAACACAUUUCCCUAUUUAUAUUUUUUCCAUAAUUGGAGCACAUUUCAAACAAAUACAGUAUUUUUCAGUGAGCUAGUUUAUUGCAGCAACCUCAUGCUUUGCUCUUAAACGUUAAUGUUAGUGGUGAAGAAACCCUAGACAAAUUUGUGAAACUAUAAAAUGACCACAUUGAUACUGUCAUUUAUCACAGACUAACUAAUGCAAAUGCUUCAGACACUGUGCACAAUUCAGGUGAAUUACAUUUGUAACUGAUGUAUUUAUUAACAGUUCAGUUUUAAAUAUCUAGGCAAAAAUCACUGUAAAGCUUUUUAUGUACUCUAAUUUAUGCUGUAAUGGAAUAAAUACAUGCAAAAGCUCCCCUUAGGGCUUUGCGGGUA
This is a messenger RNA of Chrysemys picta bellii (western painted turtle), 8589 nucleotides long. It is a transcript of the gene KBTBD11, whose product is annotated as kelch repeat and BTB domain containing 11. The record is from RefSeq and is a predicted model, not a curated record. Gene Ontology annotation, molecular function: protein binding. NCBI's taxonomy places the organism in Eukaryota, Metazoa, Chordata, Testudines, Emydidae.